AUGGCUCAAGUAAACAAAAAAAUACAGUUCGUGUCGUUAAUAUCACGCAAGGAUGUACCGUUAUAUAUCCAAUCAUUUGAUAUUGGGCCAAUGGAUUCAGAAAAUCCCGAAAAUGCCAACAAAUACCUCAAAUACAACUUCUUAUCACAUAUGGCCCUAGACAUAUUUGCAUCGCCGUCUUCUACCAGCCUACGUGAACAACAGCAGGAUAUAGAGGAAAAUGGUGGGGCAAUUCUUUUGUUUAUUCAGGAUGAUAUAACUGUGUAUGGGUACGAAACCAACACCGGAUUGAAAAUAAUAGUUGGUCUAGGAAUGAACGAAACAUCCUCUGAAGACAAACAAGACGACAAUAAGAGUUCACCAACACCUGAAUCGAGUAAUUCAGCUAAAGAAUCAUCUAAAUCUCCAGCAAUUUCUACAAAAAAACCAAUGAAAUUGAAGGAUUUAUUUUCCCAAUUACACAAGUCCUAUAUACAUAUAAUUUGUAAUCCGUUCACUAAUUUAUCUGGUAAUUUGGCCGAUAAUGAAACAAUAUUACAAUCGACUAAGUUCGACCAAAGCAUACGCAAAAUCGUGGAUAACUGGAAUGGUAUAUAA
This is a messenger RNA of Debaryomyces fabryi, 597 nucleotides long. RefSeq lists its product as uncharacterized. The coding region runs from base 1 to 597 and encodes 198 amino acids. The record is from RefSeq and is a predicted model, not a curated record. Gene Ontology annotation, cellular component: nucleus; cytoplasm; TRAPP complex. Gene Ontology annotation, biological process: endoplasmic reticulum to Golgi vesicle-mediated transport. NCBI's taxonomy places the organism in Eukaryota, Fungi, Ascomycota, Pichiomycetes, Serinales, Debaryomycetaceae. The transcript has a single exon.